CACUGAGCAGAUGACUGGUCUUGUCUCUCAAGGAAAUCAGCUGUGCUGCUGAAUCUUGUGAAGAAGCCCUUUUUCUGGCAGAGACAGUGUCGAUGGAAGAGCAGUAAAAGCAGAUGUCAUUGGAGCUCCCUCUCUUCUCCAGCUUCAAGCUAUCUCCUGUCUCCUGAACUGCUUAAUACAUUAGCUGCUAAAACUGUAAAAAGCAGAAAGGAUGAAACAUUCUACAAGACUGAAAACCAAUCAGGCAUACAAUCUCUCUGAACUUCUAAAUGAACUAGAACGAGUCCAUCGAGAUGAAGUUAAACUUUAUACCUCAGGACACCUGAACCCCAAUAAACUCUUUAAUCCCAAUAAGCCCACUCAUUUCUGGUCUGGUUCUCUUGGCCCAAUCAGAAAAAUAACUUUACCAAGAUAUCAAUAUGAUGACAGAACAGCACAGAUGGAAGAUGCUUUGUCUGAAUUUACCAUUAGAACUGCUUUGGUCUCAGAGUCUUCUGGUCGUCCUGGUGGCUUAAAGACUUUGGACUUUCAGCCACAGAGGGAGUUGCUUCCUAACCUUCCAAUCUCUGAUGUAGCACUUGAAGAAAAACUGAAAGAAGAAAGAAAGAAACUACAUGAUGAAAUAUUUAAGAAAGAUCUCAAAUUGCCAGAUCUCCGGCUGCUAAAAUAUAAAAAAGCCAAAAAUAGUCGUCAAUGCUUUUCCUCUUCUUCCAGAGAGGAAUACCAAUUUAUUAAUUCCUAUUUGUCUGGUGUGACUAAAAAGGAUACAUUUCUUAAGUUUUUGCAAAUUGAAAAGCAUGUGAUUGCAAAGCAAGAUCUUAGAGAAAGUGAUUUCACAGGGAGUAAGGUCUCCACAUGCCAUGAAAAGAAGUUGGAAGAGGAACUCCUGAAAAUGCAUAGUAAAUCUCCCCCCCAAUAUAACAGACUGCAGGUAUAUGGGGACAUCUUCGAGGAUAUUUGCAGCAGCUCUCUUAUAUUUGGUGAUCUCUUGAAGGAAGUGAAGAAUGAAUAUGAAAUCUACAUGUCAAUUCUUCUGGAUUCCCAAUCUUCCAAUCAAUACAAGAUUUUGCUGGAUCAAGUGAAGGGAAUGGAGAAGAGAACCGUGAUGACCUCAGACAUAGAAGCAGCCAGAAAAGAAGUAAAGAGGCUUGUGAGGGUGGCCAAAGAAGCUUUGGAAAGGAAUGAAAAACUCCGAACUGAAUUGAAAUUAGAAGAGUUUCUUGGUCACACUCCUUGUGCUACACCAGAGUCAUCUGAAAGUGAAAAGACUGAAGAAGAGUUACCUGAUUUGGCUGAAAGGAUUGAAGAAAAGAGACGCAAAAUUCUUAGUAAAUGGGAUGAAAUCUAUGCUCUUGAGAAAUACAUCAAGAAUAAUAUGACUCAUAUGGGAAUUGCAAACAUUAUUGAAAGCAGCAUUAAAAGCAUAGAGGGUGAAGCUACUAAAUUGGAGACAGUUAAUGGUAUUUUAAAGAAAAAAAUAAUGGAUUUGGAAAUGAAAAUCAAGGAAAACCUUGACAUGUAUAAAGUUAGCCGGGAAGAGCAGCAGAAAUUUUGGGAUUUCCUUGAUGACUUUAUAAGUUCUGAAGAUACGGAAGAAUUCUACUGAGUACUUGGGAAAAUGAUACGUGGACAUGAAGAAUGAUCUCAUGAACAAACCCUUGACUUUUUGAAACAUACAAAUUAAAUCACUUUGGCCCCCUUUUCUUGUUUAUCUUAGAAUCAAAUUCGGUAUUUUCUAACUAAAACAGGAA
Antechinus flavipes (yellow-footed antechinus) is the source of this 1751-nucleotide messenger RNA. It is a transcript of the gene C4H6orf118, whose product is annotated as chromosome 4 C6orf118 homolog. The transcript is spliced from 11 exons. The coding region runs from base 212 to 1606 and encodes 464 amino acids. Lineage: Eukaryota; Metazoa; Chordata; Mammalia; Dasyuromorphia; Dasyuridae. The record is from RefSeq and is a predicted model, not a curated record.